Molecule: messenger RNA, 1688 nt
Organism: Daktulosphaira vitifoliae (grape phylloxera)
Lineage: Eukaryota; Metazoa; Arthropoda; Insecta; Hemiptera; Phylloxeridae
Product: zinc finger MYM-type protein 1-like
Exons: 3
Coding region: 1-1383 (460 amino acids)
Source: RefSeq, a predicted model, not a curated record
AUGGACUCUUCUACUUCUGGUGUUUGUAGUAGUAAUAGUAGUAACAUUAUGGAUAUUAAUAUGAAGAAAACAGAUUUUCAGGUUAGUGACAGUGAAACAACAAUAAUUAGUGAAUCUAUUGAAGUGGAUAAUGUUGAACCAGAAGGUAGUUGUGAGUCAAAUGAGUUGACUAAUAUGAUAGUAAAUGAAACCAUUUUGGAGAUAGACCCAGCUAAAUGGGUUAUUAACGACGAAUUUCGUGACUAUAUUGCAAAAAAUGUUUAUUCUCCCAGUUUAGGAGUAGUUUUUUGUGGGCCUUGUCGGAUAUUUCAAACAUCUUUAGAAACUCAACUUGUUACUGAAGGGUUCAAUGAUUGGAAAAAUGCUACUGUCCGUUUCAGCUACCAUGAAAAUAGUAAAGAGCACCGAGAUGCUAUUAUGAAUUUAAAACAUAGAGGUAAUGUCUUGGGGCGCAUUGAUAAUUCAUUGAUUAAACAAUUAGACACAGAAAUCGAAUAUUGGAGAAAUGUGUUGAAAAGGGUAGUCGAAACUAUUAAAUCGUUAGCUUCUCGUGGUCUUCCUUUUCGAGGACAUGAUUCGUGUUUUGGUUCUGUACACAACGGUAAUUACUUAAUGUCACUCGAAUUAAUCGCAAAAUUUGAUCCGUUUUUAGCCGAUCAUAUAGUUCGUUUUGGAAGUAAAGGCAGUGGCUCUACGUCAUAUUUAUCUCACGUUAUAUGUGACGAAUUUAUUUUGUUAAUGAUGAAAAAAUUAAAAUAUAAUAUUGUUAGAGAAUUAAAAAUAUCAAAAUAUUUUUCCAUAAGUAUUGAUUCGACGCCAGAUAUUUCGCACGUCGACAAAUUAUCAUUUAUGGUGAGAUAUGUCCUCGCAACUGGUCUUCCUGUAGAACGAUUCUUAUGUUUUGUUUCAAAUCCAGGACAUAAAGCUUUAGAUUUAACUAAUGUCAUUAUUAAUACUUUAAAAUCUCAUGAUAUUGACAUUUCUGACUGUCGAGGGCAAAGCUACGAUAAUGCUAGUAAUAUGUCAGGUCAAUACAGUGGAGUUCAGGCUCGAAUCAAAGAAAUUAAUCCACUAGUUUAUUACGUACCGUGUAGCGCUCACUCGUUAAAUUUGGUUGGCAUAUCUUCUGCAGAAAGUUGUCCACAAGCAUCAAUUUUUUUUGGAUUUAUACAACAAUUAUAUAAUUUUUUUUCCGCAUCAACGCAGAGAUGGUCAAUUUUGCAAUUAAAUAUGAAACGUAAUGCUAAUACAAUUAAGAGUUUAUCAAACACCAGGUGGUCGGCUCGCGCAGACGCAUGUCGAGCAUUAUAUAAUUCGUGGGAUGAAAUUAUUAACGGAUUGAUCACUAUCAAGGAUGACACUUUUGAAAAAUGUGUUACGUGAAAUGAGUCAAAUUGUCUUUAUAAUCAAAUGCAAAAGUUAGAAACAUCAUUUAUGAUGAUUUUUUGGAAUCAUAUAUUAGAACGAUUUAAUGUAUCUAAUAAACAAUUACAAUGUGUUGAAAUUGGAAAUGAUAAAGUUUCUCAGAUUUAUACAUCACUAAUUAAUCUAGUUCAAAAAACCCGAGAUAAUUUUGAUGAAUAUGAAACUAGAGCAAAAAAAAUAUCAAAGACUACCGAGUACAAUUUUGGUAUAUCUCGACAAAAAAAAAAAAAAUUACACUUCGAUGAAAAAACUGAGCAACCAAC